Molecule: messenger RNA, 1453 nt
Organism: Rhagoletis zephyria (snowberry fruit fly)
Lineage: Eukaryota; Metazoa; Arthropoda; Insecta; Diptera; Tephritidae
Source: RefSeq, a predicted model, not a curated record
AUGAAACAAUUGACCGCGCUAACAGUGUUGUUACGAUUGUUGGUGUGCUCUAGUUUUGCUUCGUGCCUUGCCAGUAGCGCAAAUCAACAGCAGCAGCACAAUGAUGACCUUCCCCUCCUACUGACGCCGUACAUUGAAAACGGCAAAAUUAGCGAGGGCAGAAAUUUGAGUGAGGUGACCGCCAUUCCUGGCCUGGACCUUUCACAGCACCUAAAAAGCUACUCAGGCUACCUGACCAUCAACACGACUACUAAUGCAAACACCUUUUUUUGGUUCUUUCCGGCAAAAAAUGGCCAAACAAAGGACGUUCCGUUGAUUCUUUGGCUUAACGGCGGCCCUGGCGCUUCCGGCUUUUCGGCCGUCUUUCUCGAGAACGGCCCUCUCGAGCUGGUGCUCUCUGCCGAUAAGAAAAGCGUAGUUCCUCGUCUGCACGAGCACAGCUGGAACGAGCAGUUUGCCGUGCUGUACAUUGACAACCCCGUCGGCACCGGUUUCUCUUUCACAGACCAGGAGGGCGGCUACGCGACGGACGAGACCAGAGUGGGCAUCGACAUUUACAAUGCACUUCGGCAGUUUCUGGUGCUUUUCAGCGAGUACCGCGGGACACCGCUCUUUGUCGCCGGCGUCAGCUACGGCGGAAAGUACGUGCCCGCAGUCGGUCACCACAUUCACCUGCUGAGCGCCGAGCAGACGAAAGAGGAUGGCGUCAACCUACAAGGUCUUUCCAUCGGCAACGGCCUCUGCGACCCUCGAAAUCAGCUCAACUACGGCGACUUUCUCUGGAAACUAGGUCUGCUUGACAGGCGCCAGCGAGACCACUUUCAAACGGUUCAGUCCGAGGCCCGGUCACUGAUUGACCAGCGGCAGACGGUGAAGGCGCUGGAGCUGGUGAACGAGCUCUUUCUGGGCAUCUCCACGGAUGGAAAGCCGCCCAAACCGAGCUACUUCACCAACGUCACCGGGCUGAGGUGGGUGUACAACCUCAAUGUGGAGGAGAUGCCCGUGGAGUACCUGUUUCCCUACGCGUACGUCCGCGAGAACAGCACUCGGCGGGCGUUGCACGCCGGCACUGGAACCGCCUUCACCGAGGGCUCCCCCGCCGUCAUCGGCCACCUUCUGGCAGACAUCUACAGCAGCGUCCGGCCGUGGAUUGAGGAGCUGCUGGCCGCUGGCCGCUAUCGGAUGCUCUUCUACAACGGCAACCUGGACAUUAUAGUAGCGGCGACGCUCACCGAGGACUUUCUCAACGGACUUCAAUGGGGAAGCUCGGGUAAUCGGUCCUUCUACGCGGCAGAGCGGAAAGUGUGGAAGGUGGCGCCCAGUGAUCGCUCAGUGGCCGGCUAUGUGAAAACGCUGGACAAUCUGACUUUUGCAGUGGUCCGUAAUUCCGGUCAUGUAGUUUCGCGGGAUCAGCCUCGAGUGGCCGCCGAUUUGAUUACCCGCUUCAUCAAGG